Quercus robur (English oak) is the source of this 823-nucleotide messenger RNA. Its product is annotated as GPI mannosyltransferase 2-like. The coding region runs from base 123 to 659 and encodes 178 amino acids. The record is from RefSeq and is a predicted model, not a curated record. Gene Ontology annotation, biological process: GPI anchor biosynthetic process. Gene Ontology annotation, molecular function: alpha-1,6-mannosyltransferase activity; GPI mannosyltransferase activity. NCBI's taxonomy places the organism in Eukaryota, Viridiplantae, Streptophyta, Magnoliopsida, Fagales, Fagaceae. Gene Ontology annotation, cellular component: mannosyltransferase complex; endoplasmic reticulum membrane. The transcript has 4 exons.
GUCAGUUGACAAUACAGGUUCUUACUGCUGGAGCUUUGCGUUGUAUCUGUAUUUUCACUCCAUUUUUUGCUUUUCAAGCAUAUGGAUACUAUAAUAUAUGCCUAGGACGUGACCUACAUGAAAUGAGGCCCUGGUGCAAAGCAAGAGUACCUCUGCUGUACAAUUUUAUUCAAAGUCAUUAUUGGGGAGUAGGUUUCUUAAGAUAUUUUCAAUUAAAGCUGUUGCCAAACUUUUUACUCGCAUCCCCUAUAUUGUCUUUGGCGGUUUGUUCAAUUAUCUACUAUGCAAAGUCGAGGCCUGAAAGCGCUUUUUGCUCCCUGGGGUUUCAAGCUUCUAUAGAGGAAAAGAAUUCUUCAGCUCUGCUUUUUUCUCUAGAGUCAGUUCCAAGAUCAAAUAUAGCUCGCCUGCCAGAGAAAUCUUACUCUAAGAUACAAGAAAAUCACAACCUUAGACAGAGGAAGCAUACGAAUAUAGUGGAUCCCAUUGCUCUCCCAAUAGAAAAUGAUCCAUUAGCAAAGCUGGGAUACUUGUCUCUGUUCUCCCAUUUGUUCUGCAGUUGGGAUUUAUGGCAGCUACAGCAUUUUUUGUCAUGCAUGUGCAGGUGGCUACACGUUUCCUGUCAGCCAGCCCUCCCCUUUAUUGGUUUGCCUCACAUUUAAUGGUACAUCCUGGUUCUAAGAGAUGGGCAUAUCUAAUUUGGGCGUACUCUGCCGCGUACAUUCUUCUCGGUAGUUUACUCUUUUCAAAAUUUUAUCCUUUUACAUGAUAAGCUCCAUUGUGGAACCCUUACAUGAAAAGCUUCAUUGUGGAACUCCAAUAAAAA